Molecule: messenger RNA, 3631 nt
Organism: Magnolia sinica
Lineage: Eukaryota; Viridiplantae; Streptophyta; Magnoliopsida; Magnoliales; Magnoliaceae
Product: MDIS1-interacting receptor like kinase 2-like
Exons: 2
Coding region: 5-3631 (1208 amino acids)
Biological process (GO): protein phosphorylation
Molecular function (GO): ATP binding; protein binding; protein kinase activity
Source: RefSeq, a predicted model, not a curated record
AACCAUGAAAGAAACACUACUGAGCCUCAUCUUUCUCCUCUUGUCUUGCGUUUGCGUGAAAAUAUCAGCACAGAAAGAAGCAGAGGCUUUGCUGAGAUGGAAGGACAGCUUAAUCUCUCAUUCUCUGGAUUCAUGGACUCUCACCAAUGUCAGUGAAAACAGCUCUUGCAACUGGGCUGGAAUCCGGUGUGACGCAGCUGGAAGAGUCGUUGAGAUCGACCUCUCAUACUCUGGCCUCAAUGGGACUCUUGAUGAAUUCAACUUUUCCACAUUCCCCAAUCUCACCAGCUUCAAUCUCCAUAUGAACAACAUUGUUGGGGCGCUGCCAACUCAAAUUGGAACUCUGUCGAAACUCACAUUUCUCGAUCUGGGGAGCAAUAAUAUCACAGAUUCAAUCCCUGCAGAGGUUGGAAAGCUCACGGAAUUGCGCAUCCUUCGCCUCUCAAACAACAGCUUCACCAGUGCAAUUCCAUAUCAGCUAACCAGUCUUCAAAAGGUAUGGCUCUUGGAUCUUGGCGGGAACUAUCUUACACCUCCUGACCCAGUUCGGGCUACGGGCAUGGCGUCACUGACACAGCUCAUUAUCAAUGUCAACAAUCUUGGCCCAUAUUUCCCCCCUUUCAUCCUCAACUGUUCGAAGCUGAUUUUCUUGGACUUACAGGAAAAUCUCAUGACGGGUCCAAUUCCUGUAGAGCUUGGGUCUAGUCUAAAGAACCUUAAAUUCCUAAAUCUCAGUUUAAACUCAUUCCAGGGGCCGAUUCCAGUGGAAAUCACAAGCCUUACAAACCUUCAAGAACUUCACUUGGGAAUGAACAAGCUCAAUGGCUCAAUACCCAAACAACUUGGGCACCUGUCCAACCUCCAAAUCCUCGAAUUACUCAACAAUACACUCCUGGGGCCAAUACCACCGUCGAUAGGAAACCUUACAAUGCUUCGGAGGUUAGAUCUCAGGAAUGCAGGCUUGAAUUCAACCAUACCUCAUGAGCUAGGUUCUUGCACUAACCUUACUUAUCUUGCACUGGCAGUUAACAAUCUUUCGGGUCCAUUGCCACCUUCCUUGGCAAAGCUAACCCAGAUCUCAGAACUCGGAUUGUCUACUAAUCAUCUAUCUGGCGAAAUCCAUCCAUAUUUCCUAUCCAAUUGGACCCAGCUCAUUUCCUUGCAACUCCAGGAAAAUAACCUCAUAGGAAGAAUCCCACCCGAAAUAGGUUUGCUCCGUAAACUUAAAUUCUUGUACCUGUUUCAGAAUCAGAUGUCAGGUUCAAUACCUUCCGAGAUUGGAAGCUUGUUGAGUUUGAUUGAACUCGACUUAUCAGUUAAUUCGAUCACUGGCCCAAUCCCUUCGAGCAUAGGAAACUUAACUAGUCUUCAUAAGAUGAGUCUCUUUGGGAACCAACUGAAUGGAACCCUACCACCCGAGAUAGGGAACAUGGAAAGCCUUGCAUUUUUCGAUUUGAGCGACAACAACCUGCAAGGCCCCUUGCCAUCAACAGUAUCCCGACUAAAGAACUUGCAAGUCUUCUAUGUUCCGAAUAACAACUUCUCAGGUGGCUUACCCGAAGAUUUGAGCCCCAUUCACCUUCAGAAUGUCAGCUUUUCCUCCAACAAUUUCUCUGGCCCACUCCCUCCACAAAUCUGUGGAGGUGGGGAGCUUUUAUAUGUUGCAGCCAAUGAUAACAGAUUCACAGGACCACUCCCAGAGAGCCUUCGAAACUGCACGGGCUUAGUCAGAGUCCGCCUUGAGCGGAACCACCUCAAUGGGGACAUCACGGAUGCAUUUGGAGUAUACCCAGAUCUUGAAUACAUCGACUUGAGCUCUAACCGUCUCUCUGGUGAAUUGUCGCCGAAUUGGGGAAAAUGUGUGAAACUUUCAUCUUUUCGAAUAUCCGGAAAUUCUAUAUCAGGCAGAAUCCCCCCAGAGAUUGGACAGCUGGAAGAUAUCCAAGUCCUGAGCAUUUCUUCUAAUAUGUUAACGGGAGAUAUUCCUCCAGAGUUCUUCAAAUCGCCGUCACCUCUUUACAGCCUCAGUUUGAGUGAAAAUCAGCUUUCGGGUCUGAUACCAGCAGAGAUUGGACAGUUAUCACGAUUGCAAAUCCUGGACUUUUCAAAUAACAAUCUAAGCGGGCCGAUACCAGAAGAGCUCGGGGAUUGCCAACGACUAAUAUCCUUGACGCUCGGCGGCAACAAAUUAAAUGGAACAAUCCCAUUCCAAAUAGGAAAUCUAGCGUCCCUACAGUCUGAGCUAGACCUGAGUCGAAAUUUGCUCACUGGAGAGAUACCAGUACAGCUUGGGUCUUUAGCAUCACUAGAACAUUUGAAUCUCUCUAAUAAUAACCUCUCUGGUCCGAUACGAUCUGCUUUGCAGGGUAUGAUAAGCCUUGUAUCAGUCGAUGUAUCACAUAACAACUUUGAAGGUCCCCUUCCGGAUACUACUGCCUUCCAAAAUGCUACUGCUGAGGCUUUGGCAGGCAAUUCAGGUUUGUGCGGCAAAGAAGUGCAAGGUCUGGAGCCUUGCAGUAGGUACUCUUCCCCGACCAACAAUAGUAAAAGCAGAUCUCGGAAACUGAUCAUGGCAAUAGUCAUUCCAAUAGCUGGAAUUGCAGUUGUUGUGUUGAUUUUUGUCAUCAUCUUCAUCCACUUCCAGAAAUCAGAAGAACAGAAUGAUGGAAAUCUCAAGUUAAGUAAGGAGACCUCAGUUUCAGUAUGGAAUUAUGAUGGGAAGAUACCAUUAAAAGAAAUCAUUGCGGCGACAGAGAAUUUCAGUGAGAAGUACUGCAUCGGGAAAGGCAGUCAAGGGAGUGUCUACAAAGCCGAUCUCCAGAAGGACAAGGUCAUCGCUGUAAAGCGCCUUCACAUGUCCGAAGAUGGGAUUACGGAUGCUGCCCGGAAGGGUUUCGAGAGUGAAAUUAAGGCGCUAACUGAAAUCCGGCAUCGUAAUAUCGUAAAAUUUUAUGGGUAUUGUUCAGUGAAUAAGUACAUGUUUUUGGCAUACGAGUUUUUGGAGAACGGCAGUUUGGGAAAUAUUCUGUGCGGGGAAGAAGCAAAGGUGGUGUUGGAUUGGGAGAAGAGGAUAAAUAUCAUCAAAGGGGUAGCACAUGCUCUAUCUUACAUGCACCAUGACUGUACACCAGCUAUUGUCCACCGAGACAUUUCAAGGAAUAAUGUUCUGUUGGAUUCACAGUUUGAAGCUCAUAUCUCUGACUUUGGAACGGCGCGCUUACUGAAACCAGAUGAGUCUAACCAGACAACUGCUGUUGGGUCCUAUGGCUAUAUGGCACCAGAGUUCGCUGCAACAAUGAAGGUGACUGAAAAAUGUGACGUUUACAGCUUCGGAGUUCUUGCUCUUGAAGUGGUGAUGGGAAAGCACCCUGGUGAACUUCUCUCAGGAUUAUCAAAUGGAGGACAUGAAGUACUUCUUGCAAGCGUGUUCGAUCAACGCCUUCAACCUCCAACCAAUCCCAUAGUCCAAGAAGUGCUUUGGGCAGUGAAGCUUGCCCUGGCUUGCACACAAGCAAACCCCAAGUGCCGUCCCACCAUGCAUGUCGUUUCUCGUGAACUAUCAACAAGCACGAGACCACCUCUCCAUGAGCCUUUGGACACACUGACAUUGCAAAAAUUGAUGAAUUCGUGA